This is a messenger RNA of Rubroshorea leprosula, 1763 nucleotides long. The record is from the annotation of a GenBank genome assembly. NCBI's taxonomy places the organism in Eukaryota, Viridiplantae, Streptophyta, Magnoliopsida, Malvales, Dipterocarpaceae.
CGAUGAAAUGGAAAGUCCUCUGUUUUUCUUGACGGUGAGCGUAUUAAACAAGACUUGGCUGCAAAGUUGCUGACUUCCCAGGGUCUGAGCUUAAACAAGGCAAACAGAAAAUUGCGGACGAUGUUGAAAAAAAUCCGGAAGAUGUCUGCAUUGUCGCCGGAAUUAGUCACCGAGAUUCUCCUGCGCCUUCCGGUGAGUUCACUCUUACGAUUCAGAUGCCUUUCGACGUCACUCUGCACUGAAAUUGAUAGUGAAAAUUUCGUCAGGAGUCAUCUCAACAGAUCAAUCCAGACGAAAACCCGCCAAAAGCUAAUCGUCUACAACCCAAGAUUCAAGGGUCCAAGCGGUUUCUACUAUGCUGAUUUUGAUGAUGACCUCGUUGAUGCCUUCCCACUCAACAAACCACUGAUAUCUCGUCAUCGCGGCACGUCCGUCUACGGCUCUUGCAACGGUUUAAUUCUCUUGGGUAUGGAUUUUCAAGUUAAAAGUAUGGAUCUUGCCAUAUGGAACCCAUUCACCCGGCGGUACAAGAGUUUACCGCCUUGUCCAGUCCAAACCCUUCCUGAGCAUGGAGGAUUCAUGAGUUCUGGUUUAGGGUAUGAUUCAGCUCACGAUGACUAUAAGAUUGUGAUCAUUUCAAAGGUUCAUGACUCUAAUCGUGUGUUUUCUCAAGUCUGGGUUUUUGGGUUGAGAUCAGAUUUUUGGAGGAGGAGCCGAGAUUUGGAAGAUGAAGUUACCACAUCCGUGGGGCGUUUUGCAAAUGGUGCUCUGUACUGGGUAUGUAAAAAUAAGGGUGUUGGUUUUGAUGUUGCCAAGGAGGUGUUUUUUGACAUCCCGCUAUUGGCUGAGUGUGCCCCAGCACCUUUCUUUUUCGAUUCCUUCGAUUCCUUGGUGGUUUUCGGAGGUAACCUUUAUUUUCGUAAAUUGCAUGGUGAAACUGUAGAAUUUUACUUGCUUGUUAGUGAUGUGAGUGAUAAGAGUGGAGAAGAAGUUGUAGGAGUUAGUUGGAGGAAAGAAUUCACUUUGCAUGACCUAUUCCCGCUUUGGCCUUUAGCUUAUUCAAAGGAUGGGGAUAGCAUUCUGAUUGGUGACCUAAGUGGGGUUUUUUGGCAUAACCUUGAAAACAAAACAAACCAAAGGGUGAAUAUUCCUAGGGUGCCUAAGUUUUUCCUUUUCGGGUACAGAUACAAUGUUUGUUGGGAAAGUCUUGUUUCUGUUGGCAAGGAUAGUGCAUUUGAUGGAGCAGCUGAGGAAAUGAGAAUAGACGAUUUAGAUGAAGAAGUAGAACAAUUUGAAGCUGACAUCGAACAAUUCGAAGCUGACAUCUUUUAGAAGUUAAAGUUUAUAAAGACUAAUAGCUUUUGUUAUAUAUAUGUAGUGAAUGGAUAUGUUUUUGGUUAGUAAGGAUGAUUGUAUUUCACUGAAAUUCCAUGUCAAACCCAAUUUCUGUUUUAACCCUUCUCCUUAUAAAUCCAAGUUUAGUACCUUUUGUGGAAUUUUGCAUGGUUUGAAAUGGACAUGGGGAAUUCCCUUUUAUUUAUAUGGGAACUCUGCUUUAGACAUGUAUCAUGUGUGGCAAUGUAUGUUAUAUAAGCUUGUUGGUUAUUCCUUAGAAACAGGUUGAAAACUACUUUUCUGCCUAACGGAGGUAUGAUGGUGUAGGGUGCAUGUGUGUUGUGUGCAUGGGGUAGGGAACAUGUGAACACCUAUUUUUUUGAGUGCGUGGCUGUGUGUUUGGGCAGCUAUAAAUAUGAUUUAGGUAC